AUGCCUAGAGAUAGUGACGGCGAGGAAGAGGAGGAAGAAGAAGAUAAAGGAGCAUUGCUGUCGGGGGAAGUCAUUCUACCGGACGAACUCCUGCAGAAGAUACUCUCCUUGUUGCCCAUCGCCAACAUCAUCAAAUUGAGCAUCGUGUGCAAACGGUGGUACGAGGUGGUUCACUCCUUCCCCCCGUUGUCUUGGGCGAUGAUGGCGCCACAGAAGCCAUUGUUCUUCAGAUCCUGCUUUAACGACUGUGCCUUCUCGGGCAUCGUGUACGACCCUUCUCUCCUCCGGUGGUGCAACUUCGACUUCCCCCGCUUAGAAAGGGGCAUCUGGUACUCAUCCUCCUCUUGCGGCUUGGUCUGCUUAAUGAACUCCAAUAACGGUGACGAGAACUGCUUAAUAUUAGUCGGCAAUCCCAUCAAGAGAGACUGGAAGCUGCUUCCUCAAGUCCCCGGCGACUCUUCCCCCAACUCCAUCGCGCUCGCCUUGUCAUUUGACCGUCGCACACGCGCCUACACCGUGGUCGUCCUCAAGUGCACCUCCACGUACAACCAUCUGCCAGGGGUGUCCUUCCAACAACGCUUAUCCGUCCACAUCUACCAAUCGACGACGAAAUCAUGGGCCACUCCCAUCGACCAAGACCUGGACCUCUUGAUGGGCAACAACGAUGCUGUCAUAUGCGACGGCCUGCUCUACUACUUCAUCCGCCCGUACCCGGUGCGACGCCCCCAGUUAGUGGUGUUCGAUCUCGCUAAGAUGCCCUCUACCAUUGAGUCUCUGAUUCAAGAAUCGAUUCCUGCACCAUUCGAAAAAAUUGGCCGUGUUGAAUUGAUCAACAUGUCGAACAAAUUGGUCAUGGUCAGUAGGAUAGACCGGCCGCGCAAGGGAGUGGUGAUUUUGGAACUCGAGGAUAAGACAUGGCGGAAGGUGGCUCAAAUGCCGAACUCCAUGUACAAGACGAUAGAUGGCCUAUAUUUCACCUUUUGUGGCAGCGGCCACUUCCUCUUCAUGCACUUCAAAGGGCCGGUGGUACUGACCUUCGAUAUGAGGCAGAAGGUGUGGAAAUGGUCAAGCCAGCUGUGUCUGUGCCCGCGCCAGCGCCCCUACACUAAGUUCAGGUCCCUAUGCUACUGCAGCUUCUGCUUCGAACCGAGGCUCGACGUCUCCUCUUGA
This is a messenger RNA of Zingiber officinale, 1170 nucleotides long. RefSeq names its product F-box/kelch-repeat protein At3g61590-like. NCBI's taxonomy places the organism in Eukaryota, Viridiplantae, Streptophyta, Magnoliopsida, Zingiberales, Zingiberaceae. Bases 1 to 1170 code for a protein of 389 amino acids. Gene Ontology annotation, molecular function: protein binding. The transcript has a single exon. The record is from RefSeq and is a predicted model, not a curated record.